CCAUAUAGAAUAUUGAAACCAAUCAAAUUCAUAACCUCGUCAAUCAAAGAGUAUAAAUACAUGUAUUUCGUUUCUUCUGUACAAGGAAACCUACCCUACCCUAGCACAGCACCAGCAUCAGUUAUUAAUAAUUAUAAAGCGGCCUAGUAGCUUGUUCAAUUAUAGAAAUAUCCGGGUGCAAAAAAAACCACCAAAAAACAGUUGAUCAUGGUGAAGCAAAGACGGUUUGUGUUGGUGAAGCAUUUUUCAGGGAUGCCGAAAAAGGAUGACUUGAAAAUUGUGGAAAAAGAGCUGCCAGCUAUAAAAGAUGGAGAGGUGCUUCUGGAAACCUUGUAUCUGACUGUUGAUCCAUAUAUGAGGCCAUACAGUUUCAGAAUGAAAGAAGGAGACACCAUGAUUGGAGAAAAUAUGGCAAAAGUGAUAGAGAGCAAGAAUUCCAAUUAUCCAGUGGGAACUAAUGUUGUGAGCAUGUCGGGCUGGUGUACUCAUGCAAUCUCCAAUGGCCAACAGCUAAGGAAGGUUCCAGCUUAUCCUGCUGAUCUUCCGUAUUCGCUGUCACUCGGAAUACUUGGAAUGCCUGGAAUGACAGCAUACUUUGGAGUGACAGAGAUCUUGAAGCCCAAAGCUGGAGAAACUAUGUUUGUUAGUGGAGCAGCAGGGGCCGUCGGUGCUGUAGUGGGACAACUUGGAAAAAUAUUGGGUUGCCGGGUAAUUGGAUCGGCAGGAUCAGAAGAGAAGAUUAAAUACUUAAAAGAAAUUGGUUACGAUGAUGCGUUCAACUACAAGACGACGACUAAUUUAGAGAAAACUAUAAAAGACAUGUGUCCAGAUGGCAUACACAUGUAUUUUGACAAUGUUGGAGGUGAAUUAACAAGUACUGUGAUGAACAUUAUGAAUGAUUUUGGCAGAAUAGCAAUGUGCGGAGCCAUCUCAGGUUACAAUGCAAAGACACCAACACAGAUUAUACAGUUUCCAAUCGUUAGUAAACAGCUGAAAAUUGAGGGAUUCAUUGUGAGAAGAUGGGCUGAUAGAUGGCCUGAAGGUAUUGAAAAAUUCAUGAAAUACAUCGCUGAGGGUAAGAUGGCGUACAAAGAGCAUGUGACUGAAGGAUUUGACAAUAUGUUCAAAGCUUUUUAUGAGCUGUUCACUGGGGCCAACUUUGGAAAAGCUAUUGUCAAGGUUUAACAUACAGUAAUGAUGUAAUUUGUAAUUGAGUUUACUUCAACAUUAUUGCGGUAAAGUUUAAAUACAACUCAGUAUUUUUCAGUACGUUCUUGCAUCAAGGUGCAAGUGUGAAAAUUGUUAACAGACCAAGAAAGAAAAUUAAAAUCGUAGUAUUACAAGUUUAUGGUGAUAUCAAAAUCACAGUCCCAAGUACAUAUAAGUUGAAAUCGGUAUUCAAAAAUAUUGAAAGUGAAAGUAGUAUAUUUUAGAAUUUAAAAAUUACAUCACUGUUAUUAAACGAUUGUGAAGUAUUUUACUGUGUGAUUUUCUACAGUAUAAAGAUGAUAAUAUAUUCUUAACAAAAGCAUCAAUAUAAUUAUUCAUGAAAUAACAUUGCAAGAACAAGAAUAAAGUCCAAUUUACAAUUAUGAUAAAUAAUAAUUUUAAAUAAAUUGUGAUACAAGUAUGAAGGAAAAUGCAUAUUUAAUCAUUACUAAUGAUAAAACUAUUAGCCAUAGGUAAUAACUGAUAUGUGAUAGAUUUGUUUAUUUUGUGUUUUUUUACAAGAGAUUGAUUGAAUAUAAUUUGGCGAAUUGUUCUAUUUCAAUGUAGCAUUUGAUAAUUACAAUAUAAACAUAAUUGUCUUUUUUAUAUUAAUGGUCAUAGAAAUAAGUAAAAUAAAUUAAUGCACAAACCAAUCAAAAUAGAAGUCUACUAUUUUUUAAAUUUACAGUGCAGUAUUUUAUUUUCCAUUUUCAUUUCCAAUUAAAUAGAACUGCUGACAUCAUA
Messenger RNA from Anneissia japonica, 1953 nucleotides. RefSeq names its product prostaglandin reductase 1-like. The record is from RefSeq and is a predicted model, not a curated record. The transcript has 10 exons. The coding region runs from base 208 to 1185 and encodes 325 amino acids. Lineage: Eukaryota; Metazoa; Echinodermata; Crinoidea; Comatulida; Comatulidae. Gene Ontology annotation, molecular function: 15-oxoprostaglandin 13-reductase [NAD(P)+] activity; 2-alkenal reductase [NAD(P)H] activity. Gene Ontology annotation, cellular component: cytoplasm. Gene Ontology annotation, biological process: prostaglandin metabolic process.